Molecule: messenger RNA, 1698 nt
Organism: Aspergillus welwitschiae
Lineage: Eukaryota; Fungi; Ascomycota; Eurotiomycetes; Eurotiales; Aspergillaceae
Exons: 1
Coding region: 74-1207 (377 amino acids)
Biological process (GO): intracellular monoatomic cation homeostasis
Cellular component (GO): mitochondrial inner membrane
Source: RefSeq, a predicted model, not a curated record
ACCAUUCAAUUCACACCACCACAUUCUCUACUCUACAACUCUCCCUCAAUUGGCAUCCAAUUCCUCCAGCGCAAUGCCAUCCGCGCUGCACCCCCCGCGGGUCCUCCUCCAUCCCCCCCAAUUCACCACCGCCAUCGCGUCUCGCCUCAUCCACCAACAUCCUCACCACCACAACUACACCCUCCUCUCUGUACGCCCCUACGCCUCGCACUCCAAAUCAAAAUCCAACAGCAAAUCCCACACACGCCCUUCCUCCGCCGCACAACCCACUACCGCCACCACCACCACAACAACCUCCACAGCAAUCCUCACCUCUCUAAACCCACCCCCAAGCACCCGACCCGCCUCACUCGCUCUCCCUCCGCCGCCAGAAGACCCAAACACUCCCCUCCCCCCAUCCGCCAAACUAAAACGCUACAUCACCAUCGGCCGCGCAUACCUGACCUUCUACAAAACCGGUCUAAAAAACGUUUACCACAACUACCGCGCCGCGAUUCCUCUCCGCCGGACCUUGAACCUAUCACCAUAUGUCCCGAGCUCUAUACCACCACCAUCUACCACCAAGGAUGCUAUCCCAUUCUACCAGACUCUACAGACUCACUCCCUCCACCGCUCCCACUUCCAACUCCUCCGCCGCUCCGCGCAUGACAUCCGUCGCAUGAUCCCCUUCUCACUCAUCCUGAUCAUUUGCGGGGAACUCACCCCGCUGGCUGUGCUCGCUCUCGGCAACGCCAUCACGCCCCUAACGUGUCGGAUUCCGCGACAGCUAGAGAAGGAGCGGGAGAAGCGGGCGCGGGCGAAACGCGAUGCGUUGGUUUCCCCGGGAACAGUGACGCCGCCGGAGACGGGGUCUAAGGACGAGAUGAGUGUGUUGAAGCGCAUGGUUGAUAGGAAGUGGAUUGAAGGUGCUGAGGCCGGGGAGGUGCUGCGGGCUUGUGCGGCGUUGGGAUUGGCUAGGUCGUAUGAGAGACCCGCGUGGUUGGUCGGGGUGGUGUAUCGGGGCAGGUUGAGACGCUAUGCGGAAUAUUUAGAGUGUGAUGAUGAGUUGAUUCGACGGGGUGGGGGGGUGGCUGAGAUGGAGGGGGAGGAGGUGCGCAUUGCGGUGGAGGAGAGGGGGGGUGUGGGUGUUGGAGUUGGAGGUGUGAGAGAGGGAUGGGAGGCGGAGAGGGAGGAGAGGAGGUGGUUGGAGAGGUGGAUUGCUCAGUAACUAGCAAUACUAGGGUUGGAUGUAUACUACCCCUCUGUAUACUUACUGCUUAUGUGUAUCAUAUGGAUAGAUGGGGAUGGACUGCAUGCAUAUAUGUACAUUAAUCAAAUCAAGAUAGUAACCAUGUAUGGAUCACUUUUGACUCGUCAAUUUGCGCCCACAGGCUAAAAGGGCUUGCCGGCAUAUCACCGAUAAAUCCCGGUCACUAGAUAUACUAAAUAGCAUAUAAGAAGAGCUAAUAUACACUGUACAGGUCAUCUCCGAUCAAGUCCUCAGAAUCCUCCCCGACGCCGCCAUCCGUCCAUUCAUCCAUCGUGACUCGUCACGCCAUUCCCUAUGGCCCCCAAUCCAGCAAGCACCCCCACAAGGUAUCAUCAUAUCAUAUAUCCUGAAAUGCUCAAUAUACUUCAAAUCACAUUCAAGUCAGACAGCCACACACUAAAACGUAGAAAGCCACCCGUAUCCCACAGAGAUAUAAUCCAAAAAAAAAA